Messenger RNA from Dalotia coriaria, 1724 nucleotides. RefSeq names its product beta-1,4-mannosyl-glycoprotein 4-beta-N-acetylglucosaminyltransferase (gene Mgat3). Gene Ontology annotation, biological process: N-acetylglucosamine metabolic process; protein N-linked glycosylation. Gene Ontology annotation, molecular function: beta-1,4-mannosylglycoprotein 4-beta-N-acetylglucosaminyltransferase activity. The transcript has a single exon. Gene Ontology annotation, cellular component: membrane. Lineage: Eukaryota; Metazoa; Arthropoda; Insecta; Coleoptera; Staphylinidae. The coding region runs from base 307 to 1572 and encodes 421 amino acids. The record is from RefSeq and is a predicted model, not a curated record.
AAAAGCGAUGACGUCACUUGUCACAGGGGAUGAAAAUUGAAUAUGCGCACUGGUCGCGAUUUGAACAUCUCUUGGUGGGGCGGUGGCCAACUUAAUAAACAAGCAACAAUCAUUUAACAAUAAAUCAAACCGAAUUUAAACACCGACGGCGUACAUUCAACGACUACGACUUGUUUAUUCCACAAACAUGCGUCACCAAUCGAAACAAAUGAACGUCUCUGCAAGUGCGGCCAGCAUUAGACCAAUGUAAGGUUAUGUGCAGCAGUUUUACACACUCAUUUACACCCUUGGGAAACAAAUUGAUAAAUGUUCACGCACCGGUGUAGUAUACGCAGAGCGACGAUAUGGCUCAUCGCAUGCCUUCAACUAUUCGUAAUCACAUCGUACUUCUUUCUACAAGACGCAAAUCCGCCAGCAAUCAAACCAUCAGUACAGUUUCUCACACAACAGUCGAAUCUUACAACACAGAAAGGUCCUACAUUUUUCACACUAUACCAGAACGAAAUUCAACUUAAUUCAACUCUAACAAGAAGUUAUUACAUCGACUUUAAUUCUUCGUUGUGUUAUCACAAUGGAACCGAUGUAAAACGCAUGCAAAGAAGCUACAUCUCCUGGAAAUGCGAAUGCAUGCCAAACUAUCAUGGCAGUGAUUGUAGCCAACCAGAAGUUAUCUGGCGAGCGCUCCUCGCGUACAGGAAAAGACUACCGCUGAAAGAACGCAGUGAAGACCGCAAAAUCAUUUACCUCUUUGAAGUGAGUGAUAUAACAAUGACAAUCAGUGAUAUACGAGUAUCAGAGCUGAAUAAUGCAGUGGAUCUGUUUAUUCUCUAUGAAAUUGCUUCGAAUUCAAUGGAAAAACAACUGCGAUACGGUUUUCUGAAGCAAUAUCAUCGAAAAAUUCUAUAUUUGAGACUUGACUCUAGAAAUGAUGUGAAAAACCUAUGGAAAACAUGUUUAAAACAACUUAAAAGUCUCCAAAAUGAUGAUAUCAUCAUUCAUACAGGCAGUAAUGAAGUGCCAAACAUUGUAGCAUUGAAAUAUCUAAAACUAUACGAUUUUAAAUUCCCUGAACCGAUUUUACUACGCUAUCGAUGGUCGGUUUUCGGUUUCUUCUGGUUACACCCGAACAAAACAAAACUCUCCUCUGCAAUUGUAACGGUUAAAUAUUUAGAGAAUAUUCUAGAUGGAGAUGUGACUGAAUUGAAAAACACAACCGCUGGGUUCAUAAUCGGUGAUUUAAAUCAUUUCGGAGGCUGGUUUUGUGAGUUCUGUAACGAUCCGGGUAAAAUCAUCGAUGAACUGACGCUGUAUAACGAUAAAUACAAACAGUACAAGAGUUUAUUGCUAAACGGCGCGUUGAAACUGAAUAAUUUAUCGAAGAAUCAAGUGAUAGAUGUGAAUACGAUCGAAGACUUGAUUGAGAACGGCAUUUACAUUGAUGGAAAGACUGAUUUAGUCAAAGCGCAUCGAUUUAGAGACAAUUAUUUCGCCCCGGCGUUUUUACAAGAGAAUACGUGGAAGUAUGACUAUCUAAUGAUGAAUAUCUACUCGAAAAUGGACUAUUACGAGUGAUUUUAUGCUUUUUUUUUCGCUUUAAAUGUGUAAAUAUUGAUUUAAAAUGAAUGACAGCAUCUGUGAUACUAGUUUUUCAUCCGAAUAAUUAAGUCUGAACUGUUAAAUAUGUAAAAUUCAUUAGGUAAUCAUAAAAGUGUGGCUUUAUCGAA